Silurus meridionalis is the source of this 1859-nucleotide messenger RNA. Its product is annotated as trace amine-associated receptor 7e. The transcript has 2 exons. Gene Ontology annotation, biological process: G protein-coupled receptor signaling pathway. Gene Ontology annotation, molecular function: G protein-coupled receptor activity. The coding region runs from base 727 to 1671 and encodes 314 amino acids. Gene Ontology annotation, cellular component: membrane. The record is from RefSeq and is a predicted model, not a curated record. NCBI's taxonomy places the organism in Eukaryota, Metazoa, Chordata, Actinopteri, Siluriformes, Siluridae.
UCACAAUUUCAAGUAUUUCAAAUCAAAGCUAUUUCAUUGCAAGAGUCUGGGCAAUUAGAAUAUUCUCAUCAUCUUAAAUUGGACAGCAAUUAUCACUUACAUUACAUAUUAUAAUAAAUAUGAUCAGUCAACAGCUGUAGGGAAACACACUACUACUUUAUGUAACAUACCACAAAGUUUGAGACAGACCUGUGUACAGAAUGUCUAUGGAUGUAUCAGGGUUACAUUUUCCCCUCAAUUGAACUAUUAGACCCCCAGCAUGACAAUGCCCCAUGUACAAUGCAAACAAUAGGGGUUACAUGGGUUAGAGUGGAAGAUCUUGAGGAGCUUAAUAUUGGCUCUAACCUCAACCUUAGAUUUGCAUGUUCUGUCUGUGACUGUAUGGAUUUUCCCUGGUUUUCUCCCAAUUCCCAAACAACAGGCCCCUGAUCAUCCAUGAUCAGAAUCAGGCAAAGGCAGUGAGAUUAAUAAAGGAUGAUAAAUAAUUACUGAUGCAGGCAUGAGUUCUGCAAUGGACACAUAGGCUUACAUUGUUUCAGCCUAUGGCCUAAAACAACACUUUCAUAAACACAUGCAAGAUGAUGGCUGCUCUCGUGUGACAUUUGGCACACUGAUUUGCUGGAUUCUUGAAUCUAAGCCCCUCGGGUCUCUACACAGGGUUUAUAUAAUACCACCCUGUCCCCGGUAUGUGGAGGGCGAGCGGUUCUCCUCGCCUUCAGUAAUACAAUGUCUAGUGUAAAUUACACAAUUCCUUUCUCUGUUGAUUUUACAAGUCCUGGAGAUGUUUUCAUUUUUAUUUACCACCUUGUGUUCGCCACAUGCGCGUCUUUGCUUGCGGGCUCGGUGGUCCUCGGUAUCCUGUGCACUCGAGCGCUGCGCUUGCAGAACCGCUUCAUAUUCAUGCUGAACACCAGCAUCAGCGACACCCUCACCGGCCUCUCCGUCUAUUACCUCGGCCUCUUCGACGUGCAGGAGGGCUAUCCGUCCCGAAACAGCACAUAUUACAUUCUGCCCUCGUUUUUAGGCGUAAACAUUAUGACGUUUGUGUUCGCGCAGUUUGACCGCUACUUGGCCGUGGCUCACCCGUUCUUCUAUAAGCGCUUCAUUACACGCUGGUUCGUCGUCGCGUGCUGUGCCUUCUGCUGGCUGUACACCUACUCUAUCCUGGCUGUUCAGAGCGUGUUACCAGUUGCACAGGCCGUUAAAAUGACUGCCUUUGGCAUCAUGAUGUUGCAGAUAAUAAUUGUGGUCAAAGUCUUGAUGACCAUUAAGUUAUACCUCAUAGCCAGACACCAGCUUGGACGUGAGGCACCGAGUCCGGAGAGAGACAGCAAGAAAGAAUCACUGCGCCUCAUCGUGUUCGUGGUGAUUUGUUUUCUGUCAUUAUGGUGUCCCUCCUUCGUAAAUAUCAUGGUCAGAUAUCUGUCCAACGGAGGGCUGCACUUUAGGAACGAAGCGACCAACGUGUUUGCCUCCAUGGCGCGCUUUAACGCACUCAGUACCUCUGCGCUGUACAUAUGGGGCAGUCCUGCUCUGCGCACUGCGGUGUGGAGCAUGAUGUGGAGGAGAGUGUGCACACCACCAUGCCACAUCAAGACUACAAGAGUGUUUAACAUAAAACCAGCAAAAGACAGAAUGCCGAGCAUCUCACAGAACACCAAGGACUCAUGAACGGUGAAAGCAGGAGACCGAACCAGACGAAGAGAUAAACAUUACAUGACCAGGUCUGGGUUAACCUGCUUUGCCCUCAACAUUUCAGGCUAAAUGUUUAACUAUGUUUGCUUUAUAUGCUUGCGUACAGCAUGUCAAAUGAAUAACACUGCUCUACUGCAUAUUCUCUACACUACAGUAAAUAUUUU